CAAGUGCUGAGCUAUUUUUGGAAAGACUCUCUACAACCCAUUACACAAUUCUCCGGUCUGUUCAGCGCUCUACAGACCGUCAACUUUCUUGCGAAGAGACGAAUGGCCACGACCGAGGGUCCGGCCAGAGCACACGACCGCCAUGGACUCCGUCGGCCUUUCUCGAGCUGGAUGAAGCGUCUUGCCAAUCUCAAGAACUCAUCCGUCUCAAACCAUGCGGGCACGUCAAGUAAACGCGGCGGUUCAACGACAGGUUCGAAGAGCAAGAAGUGCAAGAACAAUCCAUAUCCUCUCUCAGGAACGAUCAAUACGAACAGCAGAAACGAUCGGAUAUCUUGGGCGGAAUCCACUGACUGUGGCACUCGCGCGUCACGUUCGCAAAGCCAGCCCUCCUUCACGGAAUCGAACUACGAUGGCCCAGUUCCUGCGACGAGUGCAAAGUCGACUGCCCCCACACUCUCUACGACCGCUGAAACUACAAUAUCAGAUGCAGGAUACUCCAAAGCAGGUACAUUGGCAACGACAGUAGGCGGCGGGAUCAGUUCCGCGGGAGGUGGCGAGGGGAGCACGUUCUCCUCGCCAGCGCACUCAGUACGGUCUUUGACCACAACUCUGACGACCGUUCAGUCGACUGCACCUUCAGCGCACCUUUAUGGUGUUCAGAACGGGGCUCAUGGGGGUGGACUGCCACAUGUGAGCUCGACGCAGAGCUCUGCCAGUCAACCGCUGGGCGUCCAGUUCACUCACCAGUUCCCGCCGUCGCCUGCAAGUGCGGUGCCACCUCAUUUGGCGCCCUACACAUACAGCACAGCGACUGCGAACAAUAUGCUGACCGAUAAUGCCUCGAUCCUAACGCUUGCGUCCUCAUCGAAGCGUCGUCGUCGGAACUCGCUUGAUACGAACGCCUCGGUGCGUGCUUUGGCUCCUUCCUCGGUCUUUGGCGGCAGUCGUGAGAGUCUACCGCUGAGUGUCCUGAGCGGGAGCGUUGUAGACAACACGAAUGCAUCCGUCUUCAAUGCCUCUGGCGUUGUUCCUCGUCCUAGCAUUGGCGGUCUCGCGGGCACUGAACGUGCCAGCAUAUACUCUGCAACCGGUACUAUGGCCCUUGGCACUAGUGCUGGCGACAGAAGCAGCUAUUAUGCAAACAAGCAGAGCUCAGGAACGGGAGAUACGGGCAGUAUUAGGAGUGGCAUCCAAUCCCACGUCCGCCACGACAGCGCAACCGGAAGCCUGGCGGGAGGAGUUGGCAGCCCUCUAGCGAGCCCUGCAGUGAUCUCUUCUGGUGCUACAGGUCGCAUCAGCAGACGAAGCUCUGGAUGGGCUGAAGUUACGGGCGUAGCUUCUGAAGACGAGGAGACGGAAGGGAGCAAAGACGAUGAGGAGAGCACAGAAACUCAAACUCAGAUGAACCUAUCUCCCGAGACUACGAAGGAAGAAGCAGUCCAUAAGGAGACCGAUACCAAAGCUGGAGAAGUCAACUAGGGAUCGACACGACAUUCCACGAUAUCUGAUAAAGUCUACUUCUUCGAGUACGGGCAAGGCGCCAGUUUCUUUCAUUUGAUUUUUUUUCUCUACGACGGAUGAACAAGGGUUUGGAACAGCGACGGGAUUGGGAAAUGGGGUCUCUUUGUUUUUAUGGGUUUACUUUUUUUUUACUUUGUUCCUACUGCUUAUUU
Paecilomyces variotii is the source of this 1676-nucleotide messenger RNA. RefSeq lists its product as hypothetical. The coding region runs from base 103 to 1482 and encodes 459 amino acids. The record is from RefSeq and is a predicted model, not a curated record. Lineage: Eukaryota; Fungi; Ascomycota; Eurotiomycetes; Eurotiales; Thermoascaceae. The transcript has 2 exons.